UCUCCCCACAAUGGCCCAAACUCUCCCACAACACAAGUACACCAUUCUUACCAUUCUCCUAUUCUCAUUUCUCCUGCAUGGAGAAUCCCAUAAAUUUUCAAGAAAGUUGUCACCAAAAUCACUUGGUUUGAAGAAACAAAAACUAAGCCACCUCCACUUUUACUUCCAAGACAUAGUUGGUGGCGAUCACCCCACCGCAUUGCGGGUGGCCCAGUCCUCCAUAACCAACACCUCCAGCACUCUGUUUGGUUUAGCGGUCAUGAUCGACGACGCUUUGACAGUGGGUCCUGAAAGAACUUCCAAGAUUGUGGGAAGAGCUCAAGGGAUCUACGCAUCUGCUGACUUGAAUCAAGCUGCCUUGAUGAUGGUUAUGAAUUAUGUAUUUUUGGAAGGAAAGUAUAAUGGAAGCACUCUGAGUAUAUUAGGGAGAAACCAAGUGUUCUUACCGGUGAGAGAGAUGCCGAUUGUCGGCGGGAGUGGACUUUUCCGUUUUGCACGUGGGUACGCGCUUGCAAAGACUCAUUUUCUCAAUAUGAGCAAUGGUGAUGCAACUGUUGAGUAUAACGUUUAUGUCCAACAUUAUUGAUUAUAUUCUUUGAUGUUGAGGACAAUAAAAACGUUCGAGAAGUUAACUUUUACAUAUUCUGUAUUUGUUUGAUUGUAUUUUACGUUUGAAAAUGGUAUCUGCAUUCCAGAAAGUGUUAGCUGCGCAAAUUGUUGCACAUCUGUUUUACAUCUCGAUGUAAAUUAAAUGAUAUAAUGAUUAUGCUUUCAUAUAUUUUCAUA
Messenger RNA from Lactuca sativa (garden lettuce), 786 nucleotides. RefSeq names its product dirigent protein 21. NCBI's taxonomy places the organism in Eukaryota, Viridiplantae, Streptophyta, Magnoliopsida, Asterales, Asteraceae. The record is from RefSeq and is a predicted model, not a curated record.